CACUGAAACCACAGUGCAGACACGAACCGGGACAGAGACAGGGCACAAGAAAGUGACGCUAGCUACUGUCUGCACAGAAUUGUACCAUGCCAAACUACAAACUGAUUUAUUUUAAUAUGAGGGGGAGAGCAGAAAUUAUUCGUUAUAUAUUCGCUUACUUAGACAUAAAGUAUGAAGAUCACAGAAUAGAACAAGCGGACUGGCCCCAAAUCAAACCAACGCUUCCGUUUGGCAAAAUCCCUGUUUUGGAGGUGGGAGGACUUAUGCUUCACCAGAGUCUUGCUAUAGCAAGAUACUUAACUAAAAACACAGAUUUGGCUGGGAAGACAGAGUUGGAGCAAUGUCAAGUUGAUGCUGUUGUGGACACGCUGGAUGAUUUCAUGUCACUUUUUCCAUGGGCAGAGAAAAAUCAAGAUGUAAAAGAACGGACGUUCAAGGAGCUACUCACAUGUCACGCGCCUCUUCUUCUGAAAGAUUUGGACACAUACUUAGGGGACAAAGAGUGGUUUAUUGGUAACUAUCAGGUAACAUGGGCAGACUUCUACUGGGAUAUCUGCAGCACCACACUUUUGGUCUUAAAGCCCGACUUGUUGGAUAUCCACCCCAGGCUGGCGUCAUUGCGGAAGAAGGUCCAAGCCAUCCCUGCCAUUGCUGCCUGGAUACAAAAGAGGCCACAGACCAAACUCUGAUCCAGGCCCCAGCACCAGAAGAGAGCACCAUCAGCCCAGCAGACCCACAGACUUCUUACUACCACCAGGGCUCCGUUUUGUAUUCUGCUUGCUAUGACUCCUUUGGUUUUGUUUUUGCUUCUGUAGGCAUUUAGUUUACAGUAUUUUACUUUUUCCAGAACUUUACACUUUCCAUAAUUAGAAGCAAAGAGUUCAAAAAUACAUAUUGCUUUGCAUUG
This is a messenger RNA of Phodopus roborovskii (desert hamster), 907 nucleotides long. RefSeq names its product hematopoietic prostaglandin D synthase (gene Hpgds). The record is from RefSeq and is a predicted model, not a curated record. The transcript is spliced from 6 exons. Lineage: Eukaryota; Metazoa; Chordata; Mammalia; Rodentia; Cricetidae. Bases 87 to 689 code for a protein of 200 amino acids. Gene Ontology annotation, biological process: glutathione metabolic process. Gene Ontology annotation, molecular function: glutathione transferase activity.